Messenger RNA from Williopsis jadinii, 739 nucleotides. It is a transcript of the gene SRB6, whose product is annotated as Srb6p. The coding region runs from base 39 to 737 and encodes 232 amino acids. The record is from RefSeq and is a predicted model, not a curated record. Gene Ontology annotation, biological process: regulation of transcription by RNA polymerase II. NCBI's taxonomy places the organism in Eukaryota, Fungi, Ascomycota, Saccharomycetes, Phaffomycetales, Wickerhamomycetaceae. Gene Ontology annotation, molecular function: transcription coregulator activity. Gene Ontology annotation, cellular component: mediator complex. The transcript is spliced from 2 exons.
AACAACAACAGCAAUAACAACGGCGCUACGCUUCAGCAAUGAACCAAAAGAGAUCCGAAACACUGAUUAAAAAGGUUGAAACCAAUACAGAGCUUCUAAUAUCGAGAAUGCAGACGAUUAUUGCACUCUCGGCUUCGACGUCAGCUCAGGAGAUUCAAGCAUCGGAGAUGCUUCAAAUCGAGUCGAAUGCCUCGAUGAUUGUGAGGCUCGUGGAAGAGCUGCUAAGUAUAUCGAGAAACCUAAAGGAGAGCUGGAUUUUGGGCCAGCUGCCAAAGUCUGAACAACAACAAGACGUUGUUACUCAAGAGGCGCAAGGUAAAGUGGACGCGUUACUACAGAAGAUCCUACAAAGCAAACACUACAAUGAGGAGAUCGGACUAGACGAGGAGUUUGAAAAAGAGGAGCAGGAGGAGGACACAGGCAUCAAGAUAGAGCAAGAGGAGAAGAUACCCGAUGAGCUCAUACUGCCUGUGGAGACAGACUCAUCGGUGGUGAAACAAGAACCACCUGAAGCUGCACCACAUACAGAUGAAAUAAAGCAGGAGCAGAAGGAGAAGGAGGAGGAGAAACUCGAUGCGGAUGAAGACUUAAUCAUGAAGGAUGGACUACCGGUUGAUACUUCGCAACUAGUUGAUCCUAUGGAUAUGAGUGACGGUGGUGCUACAAACGUACUCGGUGAUUAUGAUUUCGAUAACUUUGGGAACAUGGACCGUGACGACGAUAUAAUGAUGGGAUAGGU